This is a messenger RNA of Pichia kudriavzevii, 711 nucleotides long. RefSeq lists its product as uncharacterized. Gene Ontology annotation, biological process: translation. The transcript has 2 exons. NCBI's taxonomy places the organism in Eukaryota, Fungi, Ascomycota, Pichiomycetes, Pichiales, Pichiaceae. Gene Ontology annotation, molecular function: structural constituent of ribosome. Gene Ontology annotation, cellular component: ribosome. The record is from RefSeq and is a predicted model, not a curated record. The coding region runs from base 1 to 711 and encodes 236 amino acids.
AUGAAGUUAAACAUUGCUUACCCACCAAACGGUACCCAAAAAUGUAUCGAAAUUGAUGAUGAACAAAAGUUGAGAGUUUUCUACGAAAAGAGAAUGGGUCAAGAAGUUGAAGGUGAUUCCGUUGGUGAUGAAUUCAAGGGUUACGUCUUCAAGAUUACCGGUGGUAACGACAAGCAAGGUUUCCCAAUGAAGCAAGGUGUUAUGAUCCCAAACAGAGUUAAGUUAUUAUUAACCAAGGAUUCUUCUUGUUACAGACAAAGAAGAACUGGUGAAAGAAAGAGAAAGUCCGUUAGAGGUUGUAUCGUCAGUGCUGACUUAUCUGUCUUGGCUUUAACUGUUGUUAAGCAAGGUGAACAAGAUAUCGAAGGUUUAACCGAUACCCAAGUUCCAAAGAGAUUAGGUCCAAAGAGAGCUAACAACAUUAGAAAGUUCUUUGGUUUGUCUAAGGAAGACGAUGUUACCCAAUUCGUCAUCAGAAGAGAAAUCGUUAAGGGUGACAAGACUUACACUAAGGCUCCAAAGGUCCAAAGAUUAGUCACUCCUCAAAGAUUACAAAGAAAGAGAGCUGUCAAGGCACAAAAGAUUAAGAACGCUCAAGCUCAAAGAGAAGCUGCUGCUGAAUAUGCUCAAUUAUUAGCUCAAAGAUUACACGAAAAGAAGGCUGAAAAGGCAGAAAUCAGAAAGAGAAGAGCUUCUUCUUUAAAGAACUAA